Molecule: messenger RNA, 516 nt
Organism: Giardia duodenalis
Lineage: Eukaryota; Fornicata; Diplomonadida; Hexamitidae
Exons: 1
Coding region: 1-516 (171 amino acids)
Source: RefSeq, a predicted model, not a curated record
AUGUUUCUUCCUCCUAUUCACUGCAAGAAGCCGUACACAGCACGAGAUCGGGUGCUAUUCUACUCCCCCACAAUACAACUACAACCUCCAGCGCCCAUCAGAGGUCUUUCGUGCAAUGUCCACCAAGGUUACCAUGACCCUCCACGUCCAGUGACUCAGAAAUACAGCCCCGCGGAAAUACAUGAUUGCAAUGGAGUUACAACGCUACUUGCAGGAAACAAGUACCUACUGAGUUAUGGUGAUAAGGCGCUUACAGGGCCUUACGAGCUGCGCAAAAAAGGACUGCAUCCAUGUGACCACUGGCCUGGGCCGGUGCCCCAGAAGCCAGAAUAUGUAAGAACAAAGCAACCGCUUGCAAUUCAUAGCGUAAGGAUUGCAAUCACCCAAACGCCCACUCACAACGUUGAACACGAAACGCUACGGCCCAAGCCAAUCCGGCUGAUUCCCCAAUAUGAGGAACUUAAGACAAGGCAGUACAAAAGCAAGGGAGCAGAGUUCACUGAGGAGUGGGGCUAA